AUGGCAGAUGGUUUGGAAUCUAUAUUGAAAGCCGAUCGUUUCAGGAAGAUAAUCCCAGAUACACCUUCUGCAGUUCUUUUUCUUCUGGCCACUUCAGUGGCAGGAUUCCAUCAAGUGUUUAAUAAUUAUUUGGACCAUGUCCAUAAAAAUAAAAACCUACUUGCAUCUUCCUACUCGGCAGAGUUGGCCUUAGGAAUGCUCUAUGUUGGGGCCGGAGGAGAGACGGCCCAGGAACUGGGAUCUGCUCUAAACGUAACCGGUAGAGAGGAUGUGAAGGAGAAAUAUAGGGCCAUGCUAAGCUCGCUUCCUUACCCCAUCGAAAUAGCAAACAACUUACUUGUUAGUAACGAAUAUAAAGUAAAAGAAGCAUAUAAAGCGGAGGUUGGACUUAACUUCGGUGCCACAACCGGAACUCUUGACAUGACCGACCCAGAAGAAGCUGCUGCUCAAGUUAACAAAUGGGUGAAUGAUAAAACUCAUGGCAGAGUCCAGAAACUAUUUUCGUCUAUAGGACCUAAUGUCCAUUCAGUACUGCUAAAUGCGAUUUAUUUGAAAGGCCUAUGGGCAAAAAGGUUCGAUCCAGCCUUGACCGAACAAGCCCAGUUCUUUGUGUCGGCCACAAAAACUGUCCCUGUCCAGAUGAUGUCUAUGCAAGCCAGGUUCCGGGCUGAAUGGUUUUCCAAUUUGGAUGCCAAAGUUAUCGAGUUGCCGCUCAAGAAGUCUGAUCUUGUGAUGAUCAUAUAUCUGCCCAACAAAGUUGGCGAUCUCAACGUGUUGGAGGACAGAAUAACUCUACGAGACUCUACGAGGCCAAAGAAACGUCAGUUCGUAAAUCUGAAGCUACCUAAGUUCAGAAUCUCAAGUAAAGCAAAACUAAAGCCAGUUCUCAAGCAUUUUGGCAUAAAAACGCUAUUUAAGCGUUCAGCGAACCUAAGUGGCAUCGUGGGAUCGGAAGCAUCAAAUUUCUAUGUCGAUAAUGUAAUACAGGAGGCAUUCAUUGAGAUCAAUGAGGACGGCGGUGAGGUAGCAGCUGUCACAGAACCACGGACAUCACCGCUGGAUUUUAUUGUCAAUGUUCCAUUUGCCUACGCCAUUCGGGAUGAACGAGAAGUUUACUUCCAGGGCCACGUCAACCAGCCUGUGUGGUAAUAAAGAUUUGCCUGGCAUAACGUUUACAAUUAAUUAAACAAAUUAAAAUGCUUGUGUAUAAAA
This is a messenger RNA of Drosophila kikkawai, 1212 nucleotides long. The record is from RefSeq and is a predicted model, not a curated record. Lineage: Eukaryota; Metazoa; Arthropoda; Insecta; Diptera; Drosophilidae.